GACCUGUUAAGACGGGGAGCGUGUGGCGUGUGUGCAUGUGUUAACUGUAUGUGUGUGCGCGUGUAGGGUGCACGCACGCAGUCCCUGCCACUUCUCGUAAGCGCGCGCGCGCACACACACACACACACACACUCACUGUCAUACACACAAACGCAGAGCACGCAGCUUGUCGGCUGGAGACUGUGCUUUGCAGAAGGCUGUAUAUAAAAAGGCAGCGGCGGGACGAGUCGCAGUUAGACUUCUCCAGAGAGUGGAAGCCAUUCGGCGCAUGGGAGAAGCGAGACCCUCUUCGAGAAGCGAGGGCGCGCUCGAGCCAGCUGUGCAAGUUGGAUAUGGCGGUGGUGAAGACGGUCGACCUGGUCGUCGGGAUUGUUUUAGUUUUGCAGUGUCUGGGAAACGCGUUUCAAGCUCAAGCCCAGUUCACAAGCGACGGGGUCUCCUACUCAUAUGUGCAGGUGCAGACGCCGGCGGAGGAGGAUGUGGCGGUGGACGUGAAGCUGUACAGUCACCGGUGGCGGAGAUGGCUUUCCCCACUGCCGCCGCGAAACAUGGACAGUAACAGGGCCAGCCAAGACCAAGAUCAGUGGCCUGACCAGGACCAACCCGAGGGCUUCCCGAGCCUCCUGUCGACCGAGGACGCAGACAACAGCUCCCAGAUAGAGGAGGACACAGACCAUAACUACUACACAUCAAAGACAUACGGGCCCACAGACCCUAUGAGCAAGGACUUGUGGGUAAAUAUUGACCAGAUGGACAAGGAGAAGGUGAAGAUCCAUGGAAUCCUAUCCAACACACACAGACAAGCCGCGAGAGUUAAUCUAUCCUUCGACUUCCCCUUCUACGGACACUUCCUGCGUGAAAUCACCGUGGCGACUGGCGGGUUCAUCUAUACGGGGGAUGUGGUCCACCGGAUGCUGACGGCGACCCAAUACAUCGCUCCCCUGAUGGCCAACUUUGACCCAAGCGUCUCCAGGAACUCCACCGUCAUCUACUUUGACAAUGGAACCGCUCUUGUGGUCCAAUGGGACCAUGUCCACCUGCAGGACAACUACAACCUGGGCAGCUUCACCUUCCAGGCCACACUCCACAAUGACGGCAGGAUCAUCUUUGCAUACAAAGAGAUCCCUGUUGAGGUGUCACAGAUUAGCUCCGUCAAUCACCCGGUGAAGGUGGGCCUGUCUGACGCAUUUGUGGUGGUCCACAGGAUCCAGCAGAUACCCAAUGUGAGGCGGAGAACAAUAUACGAGUACCACCGUGUGGAGCUCACCAAGACUAGAAUCACCAAUUCUACGGCAGUGGAGAUCAUGCCUUUACCCACUUGUCUCCAGUUCACCAGCUGCAGUGCCUGCAUCUCCUCGCAGAUCAACUUCAACUGUAGCUGGUGCCCAAAGCUCAACAGAUGUUCUAGUGGUUUUGACCGCCAUCGGCAGGACUGGGUGGAUAACAGCUGCCUAGAUGAGACCAAGGACAAAACCUGUGACAUCAUCGUCCACACAACACAACUCUACCCCUUCACCACGCCCAUGGUAGCCAGGACGACAUCCAGGAGCAGAGGGACCACCGCUGGCAGGAACCCUUCCUCCACUUCCCACCCCCCGACCAGCGUCCCCACUGAAGAUGACACCAAGAUCGCUCUACAUCUCAAAGACAAUGGAGCGGUCCCGGCGGAUAGUGCUGCUGAGAGGACGACAGGCAACCACCCACUGCACACCGGUCUGAUUCUGGGCAUCCUCAUGGUGAUGCUCAUCAUGGCCGCCGCUGUGCUGGUCACUGUCUACAUCUACCACCAUCCCACCUCGGCCGCCAGCCUCUUCUUCAUUGAGAGACGCCCCAGCAGGUGGCCAGCCAUGAAGUUCCGUCGGGGGUCAGGUCAUCCCGCCUAUGCGGAGGUCGAGCCGGUGGGUCAGGAGAAGGAGGGCUUCAUCGAGUCAGAGCAGUGCUGAGGGGAGGAGGGAGGCAUCCGCAUCUCCACACCCCACACAGCCCCCUCUCUUCUUUUUCCACCCCCUACCGCCCACCCCCCACCCGACACCCCCCUCCCCUCGUGCCUCCUCCACAGGGACCUCUCACCAGAAGCUAACCUCCAGAAACUGCCUGCAGCUGCCUCAGCGGCGGGAAAGUGACCAGUGAGGCGCAAGGAUGGCACAAUUCGCCCUGGAUGGUCCUCCAGUGAGCGCUAGAUUAGACCGAAGCAGGGCAACCCGGGUCUGAUCUGAAGAACCAACCAUGUUAGGUCACCGUCAGAGCAACUUGCGCUGCAGCAAACCCCCGUAAAUCUGACCCCAGACCAGCUCAUUGUCCGGGUCCUCAUAGAGCUCCUGUGGGCAAGUGACUGACUUACUGUGGGCAGAAGGAGGGUAUGGCAUCGAGGUCACUAUCUCAGUGGACGUGACUUAAGGAGUGCGUCCAGCGACUGCCGGGUCGCCAUUGAGUUGGUUGUACAGCCUGACCGCCUGGAUUUUAGACUGGUGUACUCGAGAGGGGAGUAGGAUGAAUUAUACGAUAUAUAUUUUCAGAAACAAUACAGAGUAUGUGAACAGAGAUUUCCCCUUUAUUGUUGUUGGGGUUAUAUAGGCCUUUGUAUAUCCAUCAGGUUUCUGCUUCCUUUUUUUUUUUUUUUUUUAUUUCAGGUGGACGUUUUCACAGGGGGUCGGCAUAUUUAUAUGUAUGGGUGGUUGGUAUUGCUUUCCGAUACCGUAACAGGCUUUAUAAAUGUUUCCACGGCGUGUCCUCCGCUGUGUGACACAACGUGACAUGACAUCCCACCACCACUACUGUCCGCACCAGCUUGGAGCGCCGUUGUGAGCAUGCAGCGUUGGUGUUAAUGCUUUUAAUUUUUUUUUUUUUUUUUAACGGUCGGCUGGUUUUAUUUUCUCUCAAAGUGAAGCGUUGUAUUUUUAUUUUCUUUUGUAAUAUCUCAGAUUUCUUUGAAUGGGUGAUGGGUACACUCUUCUCUUCUUCUAAUUCAUUUUGUUGUUGGAUUUGCUUAGAUUACCGAUGCCGUUGUGAGGGUUUAUUUUAUAUAUAUAUAUAUAUAUUUUUUGUUUUAACUUUGCAAUGAUUUCAUUACUGCCGUGCCAUUUUUUUUUUCCUUAACUAGAGUUUGCACAAAGUUUUCUCCAUGCACACGUACGUUAUAUUGUUUUUGUUUUUUCUUAUUUGACAUGUGGUACUAAUGCAAAAUUACAAGACAGGCGCUUGUGAGUAUGUAUGGUGUAUGUUUGCUGUAACAAGUUUGUGAUUUCUAGUGUGUGUGUGUGUGUGUGCGUGUGCAUGCAUGCAUAUGUGUGCAUGCACAUGUGUGUCUGUGCAUGCAUGCAUACAUGCAUGCAUGUGUGAAUGUGAUUAGCUACCAGUAGUGAUUGGAGAUCUACCUGCCUGAAGGGGGAGUAUGUGUGAGCUGGCUCUGCGUAGUUGAUUCUCAUUGGUUAAUCUGAGGUACUUACAUACAGCUUGUGUGGGCCAGAAAAUACACUGACCUGGUUUGGCAUUUUCCUUGAUUUUAAUGCUUUCCUUCUCCGAUACGACCUGCUGCCGGUCACGAUGACCGGCCGUGACCAUGCGGACACAACUACGACGACCGGCUAGUCCAUGUUGACACAUGGGUAACAUUGUAUGUACCCGGGCUUCGACCCUCGCCAAAACAUUUACAGAUUCAGGUAAUUAAUAGCAAAGAUUCAACAGUAUACAAUAUCAGAAACCGUCUUAUUUUCGAUGAGUGGCCUUUUUACCCUACUUUUUUUACCCAAAUGUGAAUACUGUUCCAGUCAUCGCUGUCACAGAACAAUACACAUGAACUGAUUCAGUCAAAGUGGUUUAUGGUGUUUAAUGUUUUCAACACAACAAAUAUUUUACACCAAUGACUAGAGACUCAGUUGGGAGGCGUUCUCGGUAUUUUAGACUUCUACUGAAAAAAAAACAAAAGUCAAAAAGUGCAAUGCUACAUCAAUCCAGUCUUGCGCAUAACAAACAACAAUCAUACUCAUUUGUAGGUUUUUCAUGAACCCCUUCUUGCAUUGAGACCAAAGACUAAUUAGCAUCCGAUUGAGCUAUGUUUCAUAAUGUGUACCUCAGCCUCCACAGAAUGUCAACACUCCUAUCUGUCCCAACUCAUGACCGCUCACUAGCCACACCGCUAGCCACAACGUACCAGUCACCCACCGUGUCUUCGACCUCAGUGAUUUUUAACCAUGGCUAUUGCGACAUCAGCUGUGUCUCAUUGACCCAAAAGAGUCGUGUUUGUGUGUGUGUGUGUGUGUGUGUAUGUGUGUGUGCGUGCGUGCGUGUGUGUGUGCAGUUUUGCACAGUGAACGAUUCCUGGGCUCUUGUAAAAGGAAACACGGCCCCUUCUUAAUGAGUAGCCCCGUGGUCCUGUGCUGGGAUCACUGGUGUCUCCCAUACGGUCCAAGCCCAGGGCCUUUAAACCCUCCACAUGAGAGCAACCCUUUUAUGACUCUCCAUAAAGUCGAGCUCUUUUCCAAAACAGUGUGAGUGGAGGAGCUUUGGGUUGAUAGCCCGACGGCUUUUCCAUGUCCACAUGCAUAUGACUAUUCCUGUGGAGAAAAGCGCAAGAACCCUUGCUUGGUGUACACUGCCAACUAAAACUGCAAAAGAUGUGUUUUUUUUAAGACUGUCAAAAGCAGUCAGGCAAAAGUGGCCGAGACGUGGAUUUGUGUGCAACGUGGUGAACAUGUCCGUGCAGCCCUGACAGUUUGAUUAUUGACACAAAAACAAGUAGAAAAUACAAAUAACAGUUUGCAAAUUCUUCCAUAAUCACUUGCUUCACUGGACUUGACUAAUAGCUUUCGCCAGACUCUCUUCAUGCUUUAUUUGAAAUGAAGUAAAGCAACAUUGUGCUGUUGUCGAGAUAGGUUACCAAGGUGUGCUGUUCCAUUUUCUUUUGAUUUAUGAGUUGAGAUGAACAAUGUAGCUCAUAUAGGUACCAGAUUCACCCUGCAGUGGUUGACAGAGCUCAAAUUGAGGGAGAAAGGACAAGUGGGCUUUCUUCCACUGUGACCUGGUUUUGCUCUGAUCUUAUCGCGACGCUCCUUAGGACACGAUGAGAAACUCGAAAUCACACAGUUAUCAUAGCUGUCUGUAAUUUCUGUAACUACUGUUGUUUUGAUUACAUUUGAAAUAAUAAAGAAUGUUGUUUAAACAAAG
Molecule: messenger RNA, 5163 nt
Organism: Lampris incognitus (smalleye Pacific opah)
Lineage: Eukaryota; Metazoa; Chordata; Actinopteri; Lampriformes; Lampridae
Gene: plxdc2b
Product: plexin domain containing 2b
Exons: 14
Coding region: 333-1943 (536 amino acids)
Source: RefSeq, a predicted model, not a curated record